This is a messenger RNA of Habropoda laboriosa, 2379 nucleotides long. Its product is annotated as transient receptor potential channel pyrexia-like. Gene Ontology annotation, biological process: monoatomic ion transport; transmembrane transport. Gene Ontology annotation, molecular function: protein binding; monoatomic ion channel activity. The coding region runs from base 1 to 2379 and encodes 792 amino acids. NCBI's taxonomy places the organism in Eukaryota, Metazoa, Arthropoda, Insecta, Hymenoptera, Apidae. The transcript is spliced from 9 exons. The record is from RefSeq and is a predicted model, not a curated record. Gene Ontology annotation, cellular component: membrane.
AUGAACCCACGCAACGACGAUCACGUGAAACUGAUCACCUCUAUCGAGAACAACGACGCGGAAACCGCUGUGAAAAUCGUCACCGAGAGAUUCGACGAGAAGUUCUUGCAACCGGUCGGACUUCUUCACGUGACAGCUGUUCAAUUAGCCGCGUGGCAGGGUAGAAUUGAAUUACUCGAACUGUUUUAUAAAAACGGCGCUGACAUUAGUGUCACGGAUAAAAUUGGAAGAUGCGCGUUAUUUCACGCGGCUCAUCGUGGAAAUUACCAAGUGGUGCAAUGGCUGCUGGAACACGGAGCCUCCGUGGAGAACCGAGUCGGGAUCAACGCUUGUUUCAAGAGGAUCUCCUUCAGUAUUUUCAGUUCUCCUCUCGUUGGUCGCGACCUACCAACGCCAGAAUGCUGGGGAAGGACUCCUCUCCAUCAGGCGGUGAAGAACAAUCACUCUCAAGUGGUGAAGAUCUUGGUGAACGCUGGAGCCGACGUGAACACUCAAGACGAGCACGGUAUCACACCUCUGCUCCUAGCAGGAUCCACGGUUUCGCCGGAAAAUCCCGACGAAAUGUGCAAAUUCGACGAAAUUCUCGAGAUCCUCGUGAACGCGACAGCUUCGACGAACGUUGUUCAUCCUGACACAGGAACUACGGCGUUACAUUCCGCGGCGGUACUAGGAAGUUCCACGGCGACGAAAAAAUUGCUGGACGCCGGUGCCUGGCCUCUUUAUCGGUGUAAAAGCACCGGAAGCACGCCUCUUCACCUCGCUGCGAGUAUAGGCAGCACAGAGACACUUUCGAUCCUUCUCGAGAGAAUACCUUCUGGCUACGUCGAUGUUCGAGAUAACAUUAAUCGAACACCGUUGCACAGAGCUUCUUACAAGGGCCACAGCGACUGCGUUCAGAUAUUAAUCAAUCAUGGAGGAAAUUUGGCAGCAAAAACGAAGACUGGAGUCACUGUCGUGGACGCCAUAUUUGCUCACAUACCGAGACCGGUGUUUUUCUUGCAGCACAUCUUGGAUUCUCGCGUGAGAACGAAUUCGAACCAGAAAAAUUCACACAUCGUUGUUGACUUCGACGUGCUGGCGCCGAAAGGGGAGCUGCAAAUGGGAGUAGUUAUGUCCCUUAUUGCAGCAACUUCGGACGUGGAACAAUUGACGAUACUGCAACAUCCGCUGGUGGAAACGUUCCUCUGCCUCAAGUGGUCCAAACUGAGAGUGUUCUUCUUUAGUCUCGUCUUCGUCCACGCCCUGUUAGUCCUUUCCCUGUCUGGUUACUCCAUGACGAUGCUGCAGCACGAGGAUUGCAUCCCGUUGAGAAGGACCGUUACUUCCUGCUCUUGCAUCCUCUUCUUUCAUACCAUGGCUCAGGUGUUUAUGGUGCCCAGAUAUUAUAUUCGACAAUUCGAAACGUGGCUGUCGCUUGCAUGCGCGACGUUAUCCCUGACGAUCUCUGUGGAUGGCGGUUCCGUUGAGUCAAGGGGAAAGGAAUUAAACGCAUCUCGCCACCCCCCGCAGUGGGUGCUGCAUUCCAUCAGCUUGGCAAUCCUGCUCGCCUGGAUGCAAAUGAUGCUGUUAGUCGGCCGUCUCCCAAUGUGCGGAUAUUACGCGCUCAUGUUCUCCACAGUGCUGAAGAACAUUCUGAAGGUUCUCCUAGCGUUCGUCUGCCUGAUUGUCGGAUUCGCGUUCAGCUUCGCCGUUUUGUUCCACGGGAACGACCAGUUUCGCAAUUCCUGGAGGGCCGUCGUGAAGACCGUGGUAAUGAUGAUGGGUGAGUACGAGUACGGGGCUCUGUUCUCGGACGAGAAGAAUGGCAGCUCCUUCCUACAAGCCACGAGCAGGGUCGUGUUCCUUGCUUUCGUCAUGCUCGCUAGUAUCGUCCUGAUGCACCUGAUGAUCGGCCUCGCGGUCAAUGACAUCCAAGGCCUCGAGAAGGAGGGCCACAUUCGCCAAUUGCUGAAGCAGGCCGAGUUCGUGGGUCAUUUAGAAAGGCUGACAUCACACCGAAUCUUUCGCGGCAAUUGGCUACAUCCUCGGCUGGGCACGCUGCUAGACUCGAGGCGCAGCAUUCCCACAAAAAUUACGUUCGGCUAUCACGAACGUUAUUUCCAUGAAUCAUCCCCGAGCGUGCCGACGCGUCUCCGCGAGGCGCUCUUCCUCCUCGCCACGGGAAACUCGCGCGGCUGUGAAAGCGACGUAACGAGUGACAAGCCCGAAAGCUGCAACAACAACAACGACGACAACGGCAACAGGGAGUUAACUGCGCUGCUCGAGGAGGUGUUGCUGCAAUUAAGGAUGUCCUAUUAUCCGAGCAGCGCGGGGCGAAACUUUGUGAAAUCCUUUAACGCGCGAAAUCGAACGAUUCAAAGGAAAAGUAGCAAUUUCUGA